AUGCCGCCAAAUUUCUUUCAAAAACCUGAGACCGCUUUGAAGCGUGCUCAAGAACUGAUUCAAGUUGACAAAGAAGCUGAUGCCUUGGAUACUCUUCAUGAUACUAUUAAGUCACGCCGACAUAAACAAUGGACUCAGGUUCACGAGCUGAUUAUGCGAAAGCAUUUGGAGCUUUGUGUGAAUCUGAAAAAACCGCAUGUUGCCAAAGAUGCUCUUUUCCACUACAAAUCCGUUACUCAACAAAUUGCCGUCAAAUCGCUUGAGACUGUUAUUGAGCAUUUCCUUAGCUUGGCUGAAGCUAAGACUGUGGAGGCUCAGAAAACUUCCAUCGAAAAAGUCGAAGAAAUCGACGAUUUGGAUCAGGGAGAUAUCCCAGAAGCGCUACUGUUAUCUGUUGUGUCUGGUGCUGCCGCCCAAGACCGAAUGGACAGAACAGUUCUUGCUCCAUGGCUCCGCUUCUUAUGGGAUUCUUAUAGAAACUGUCUCGAUUUAUUGAGAAAUAACUCACAGGUUGAACAUUUGUAUCAUAGAAUUACUAGACAAUCUUUUGAAUUCUGUGCCAAAUAUCAACGUCGUGCUGAAUUUAAAAAAUUAUGUGAACUGCUCAGAUUGCAUCUGAAUCAAAUUCAGAAGCAUCAACAUCUCCCUCAUACUGUCAAGCUCAACAACCCCGAUUCCCUUUCUAUGAUGCAAGAAACUCGUCUUCAUCAAUUGGAAACAGCCAUCAAGAUGGAGCUCUGGCAAGAAGCCUACAAAAGUGCCGAAGAUGUUCAUGGUAUGAUGCAACUCAGCAAGGACAAAGACAAAAAAACUGUCAAACCAGCUAGUUACGUUAACUAUUAUGAUAAGCUUGCCUUAGUCUUCUGGAAAGCUGGAAACAGCCUCUUCCAUGCCGCCGCUCUCUUACAAAAAUUCACUAUUUAUAAGGACAUGAAGAAAUCUUUCACUCCUGAUGAAGCUCAGGAGCAGGCAACCCGGGUUCUCUUGGCUACAUUAGCUAUCCCCGAUGGUGCUGACGCUCCAUCUGAUCUUACUCGUCACUUGGAUAUCGAAGAUCAACAUGCUUCCAAUAUUAGGCUUCUGUCCAAUCUUCUCAGAUUACCCAUAGCUCCUAUUCGUGCCGGUAUUUUGAAGGAGUGUGCUCGUUUAGGAAUACCAGAGCUAGCAUCUGAUGCUGCCAAAUCCCUUUACAAGCUUCUGGAGAACAACUUUGCCCCAUUGAGACUAGCUCAGGAUGUUGAGAAGGAGUUACAGGUCAUUAACGUAUCAGAGCAUAAGGAUUAUGUUGAGUCUCUGCGUUAUGUCGUUGCUACUAAAGCUUUAAAACAGAUCGCAGUUAUCUAUGAUUCCAUUAGUUGGGCUAGAAUUCAAAAGAUUGUUCCUUUCUAUAAUGAGUUGGAAUUAGAACGUCUUGUUGUUGAUGUUUCCAAGCACCGAUACGUCCGAGCUCAGAUUGAUCAUAGAUCCGGCUGUGUACGUUUCGGAGCCGCUGAUGCUACUCUUGCUGGAGGAGUCGACUUGGAAGAAGCUGACGGAUUUACUGGUGAUGACUCUCAACUCGGAGUCGAAGGCAUUCGCACCCAUCUUGAACUUAUGUACAACAAGCUCAGAAGCACUGUCGAAUUCUUGGACGGAGAUAAGAAACGUGAAGAUAUGAUUGCUAGAGUGAGACAACACGCUAUUAAUUACGAACGUAACCGUCAAAUGGAAUCCGAUCGUAUCCUUGUACGUCGCAGAAAGAUUGAGAACUACAAGGAAAGCUCGGAGCGCGCUAAGGCUGAAAGAACUCAACAGGUUCAAGCUGAGAUGUUGAAGAAGGAGGAAGCCAAACGUGCCGAAGAAAUGAAGAGAUUGGAGCAAGAAAAUAUCGAAUCUGAGAGAAAGCGUAAACAAGUCGAACAGGAGGAAAUUCAACGCAAAAUCCGACAAGACCAAAUUCGCCGUAUGCAGCAAUCCGCUAUUUACCAAGCUAUCAUCAAGGAGAAGGGAGAAAGCGCUUUCCAAGACAUGGACCCCGAAGCAGUUUUACGCGAGCAGAGAGAGCGACUGGAUAAGGAACGUAUGGAAACUCAGAAGAGACUUCAACAACAAGAGAAGACCUUCGACCACCAUGUCCGAGCCAUCCAUUUGGAAGAAAUGUUGGAGAGAAAGGCAAUAAUGAACAAGAGAUUGUCUGAUGCUCCUACUGCUCAUAAGGAAUACGAAGAGCGCCGCAUUCAAAAGGCUAUUGAUGCCCAUGAAAGUGCACUCCAAUCAUGGAACAGAUUGGAUGCUGUUCGUUCUGAAUCUGAAUCAUGGAUCACAGCCGUUAAGGAUGGUAACGCUUCUAACUUCACCAGAAAGGUUACCGAUUGGGAGGAUAAGCUCGAAGCAGUCAGAUCCGCUCGUUUGGCUGAAAGAGCUGAAGAAAGGAAGAAGAAGAGACAAGAAGACUGGCUCGCGGAGAAAGCUAAGAACGAGAAACAAAGAAGAGAAGAAGAAGAACGACAACGUCUUAAAGUUGUUGAAGAACAAUGGAAAGCUGCUAGAGAUGGUCAAGGCCCUGACCGCAGAAGAAGAGAAGAAAAUGAUUCCAAGUCUAUGCUUGAUAAUGACUGGAGAUCAGGAGGAGGAAGACAAGCUCCACGUGAAAACAGAGAACACCGUGAACCACGUGAAAAUAGAGAGCAGAGAGACUCCCGCGAACCUCGAGAAGACUAUUCUUCUAGAUUCUCCCGCAAUAACGCUUCUGGCCCAACUAACAAUGAGCCUUGGGCUAGAGGAAAUGUUGUUAAGAAGAAUGAAAAUAUACCAGAAGCCGCUUCUGAAGCUCCAACAAGAUCUGAAUUCAACCAACGUCCCUCUAUGUCUCGCCCGUUAGCCUCCAAUAAUGAAGAAAAGUGGGCUAGAAAUGUCAGAAAAGUCGAUCCACCUGCAACAUCAAGCACUGAGGAUAAGGGCUUCACUAGAGUUGGAAAAGGAGGUAUCCCUGAGAAAUCUGACGCCUUCCCUAUCCGCCGAGACUUCGGAGACCGUUCAGAACGACCAAUCGAACGUAACGAUAGAACCAUGGAACGUCCUGAGAGAACUUCCGAUCGUCCAGAAAGAAAUUUCGAUCGCCCCGAGAGAACCUUUGACCGUUCCGAGAGAACUUUUGACCGUUCUGAUAGAGGAUUCGAGCGUAGCGACAGAGGUUUCGAUCGUUCAGAAAAAACAUCCGAUCGACCAGAAAGAAGUAUGGGUGGCUUCAACCGUGACCGAGAUACUACUGAUCGCAGUUUUGGUGGUCCAAAUCGUCGACCUUUAAAUAAACCCAAGGAAGGUGGUGCUGACUCCAAUAACUGGCGACGAUAA
Messenger RNA from Auanema sp. JU1783, 3333 nucleotides. The record is from the annotation of a GenBank genome assembly. NCBI's taxonomy places the organism in Eukaryota, Metazoa, Nematoda, Chromadorea, Rhabditida, Rhabditidae.